AAGCGGGAUUUAAACGAAAGGCGGUGACGCCACACAAAAGAUUCCUAUAGGCUCCGGGGAGGUUACGGCCGAGGUGGCGGCGGCGAGCCGGGGGCGAGGCGGACGCCAGGAGGCGAAAACUGCAACCGUGCGCGGGCAGGCGGGUGUCCCCUGGCCUGCGGUCUCCUCCCUUCCUUUCAGUUGCUCGGAGGUCGCUCGGAAGUUGCUGGUUGACAAACAUGGCAGGAGUCCGGGCCCGGGUCGGCCUCCGCGACGCCGCGCUCACCUUCUGAGCCGACCACCCUGGGGCGUCGGAUGCGCGGGGCCCGCGGGCUCUGCGGGGAAACACAGAUGGAAUCUCCACGACAGCCGGUCGCCGGCCGCAGGCCAUUCAGGAGGGGAGGGCGUGCCGCCGCGGCGCCGGGCCGCGCACUCUGAACCGCCAGGCGGGAAGGCGCGGCCGCCCAGCACCCUGCGUUGCAGCCUCCCGCCCGACUGACUCCGCGCGGCCGCCACAGAGCCAGCCACGCCCUCGGCCCAGUGGCCGCCCAGCGCCCUAAGAGCCGGAGCAGGAGAUGCGGCCGCGCGCCCCCGGGCGUCAGCUCCGGCCGCCGUCGCCAGCCUGUACCGUCUGGCGGGGUCGCCGCCCCUGAAGCCCACGUGCGCUGCUGAGCCGGAUAGCCGCAGCGCAGCGGCUGACAGCAAAGCCUGCCGGGGCCGCCGCCCGCGCUCCUCUAGGAGCAGAGGAUUUUGAUUUCAAAGGAAGGAAGGAAGGAAGGACAACUCCCAGCCUCCCCGUCCCGCCCUCUCCGCUCCGGCGGCCCGGCCGGCCAUGCCCAGGAAGGUGGCGACAGCCCGGCAGCGGGGACUUUUCUGGUAGGCUAGUGAAGAGGGGCGCGGACUAGGAGUCUGCCGUGCCCCGGCUCACGGUUCCCGCGAGCUACACAGCGCCCCGAAGAGCUUGCCGCGGGCUUGGGCCCGCCCUGCGACGCCCGGCCACCGGCCGCCGCCACCCGGAUCUCUGUGCCCGCCGCGGUGGGUGGCAUGAUGGUGCGCGGAAGGCAGCGCGGCCCUGGCCAGCUGAGUCGCGGCGGCGGUGGUAGCGGGCUCCCCAGCGGCAUGCCAGUGCCCCCUGGGCGCGAUGGCUAGCGGCAGCGCCGGGAAGCCCACUGGCGAGGCGGCUUCUCCGGCUCCUGGGAGCGCCGUCGGCGGGGCCAGCUCGCAGCCGCGGAAGAGGCUGGUAUCUAUCUGUGAUCACUGCAAGGGCAAGAUGCAGCUGGUGGCCGACCUGCUGCUGCUGUCUAGCGAGGCGCGGCCGGUGCUCUUCGAAGGCCCCGCCUCCCCUGGCGCUGGUGCGGAGUCCUUCGAGCAGUGCCGGGACACCAUCAUCGCGCGCACUAAGGGGCUGUCCAUCCUCACCCACGACGUGCAGAGCCAGCUCAACAUGGGCCGCUUCGGAGAGGCGGGAGACAGUCUUGUGGAACUGGGCGACUUGGUGGUGUCGCUGACCGAGUGUUCUGCACAUGCGGCCUACCUGGCAGCCGUGGCCACACCGGGCGCUCAACCUGCACAGCCAGGCCUUGUGGACCGCUACCGUGUGACACGCUGCCGCCACGAGGUAGAACAAGGCUGUGCUGUGCUGCGAGCCACCCCACUGGCGGACAUGACCCCACAGCUGUUGCUGGAGGUGUCGCAGGGCCUGUCUCGAAACCUCAAGUUCCUGACGGAUGCGUGCGCCCUGGCCAGUGACAAGUCACGGGACCGCUUCUCUCGCGAACAGUUCAAGCUGGGCGUCAAGUGCAUGAGCACAAGUGCAUCCGCGCUGUUAGCAUGCGUACGCGAAGUGAAGGCGGCACCCAGCGAGCUGGCCCGCAGUCGUUGCGCGCUCUUCAGUGGGCCCUUGGUGCAGGCGGUGAGCGCUUUGGUGGGCUUUGCCACCGAGCCUCAAUUCCUGGGUCGCGCAGCUGCCGUGAGCACUGAGGGCAAGGCGGUGCAGACCGCCAUCCUGGGAGGUGCCAUGAGUGUGGUGUCGGCCUGCGUGCUCUUGACCCAGUGCCUCAGGGAUCUGGCGCAGCACCCAGAUGGGAGCGCCAAGAUGUCGGACCACAGGGAGAGGCUGAGGAACUCGGCCUGCGCCGUGUCUGAAGGCUGCACCCUGCUAUCUCAGGCUUUAAGGGAAAGGUCUUCACCCAGGACUUUACCGCCAGUGAAUUCCAAUUCUGUGAAUUAGCACUCCCCACGCUCCACCCCCACCCCAGCCCCUAUACCUGUUUUCCACCCCAGGCUAAAGGAAGACACUUAACCCCUCCCCUCUCCAUUUAUACCAAAGAAUCCAUAGGUGAUCCCCUCCCUCAUGUUAAAUGCUCAAGAGGAAUUUUCCAGAAGGCAGGGCCAUGCAAUCAUCAAGUACUCAGAGGGCCUGGGUGUCCACCAGCCCACUAUAGGGACUCAGACACAGAGAAGAUGGGUAGUCUGCUGGCUGCAGGGUUAACCCUACACACUCGAGCCCCUCAACUCAGUUAUCAAUUGGGCAGGAAAGAGGUCAUGGGCUCAUUUCUUCCUUCUUUUUAAUUAAUGAAAGGUUACCUCAGUUUUCCCUCCUUUAGACAUGGAUGUAGCUACCUUUUUGUAUGUCGUUAUUUUUGUUGAAUUAGAGUAUACAUGGUGUGAAAAAGAGUAUGACUUUGCCAUAUGAUUUGCAAGUGGGGGGGAAAGCUACUGUGAGCGUGUGUUUUAUUUUUUAAAUUACACUAUAGAGUGAUUUCCCCCCCCCCCCAAUGUCAAGUUUUUACCCUGCAUGUACUGGAGUAUUUAUUUCAUCUAUUAAAUUGUUAUGUUUCUCAGAUGGCUUUUCGCAGUUACUGUCUUUUCACUAACUGUGCAUGCCGCCUGCCAUCUGUGGGAAGGAGCUGUGGGGGGAAAAAGGUUUACAUCCAUUGGCAAGUGAAUCCCCAGUGCCUAACCAUUUCCACUCUAAAAUUCCAUUUUCCCUCUGGUAUUAUUCCUCUGAGCAUCCUUGCACCCUAGAAAGACAAAUGUAUGUGAUCUAUUUUUAAAGGCAAUCGAAUGUGAUUGGACUAUGCAGUGCGUGGGGGAGGACUGUUAGUGGGGAGGACUGUUAGUGGGGAGGACUGUUAGUGGGGAGGACUGUUAGUGGGGAUUUUGUCUUCUUCCCUCUAGUUUUUCUGGAAAGUAACCUAGCUCUCUUUGUCCUCCACUCAUUUCUCUAUUAUAAUGAGCCAUAGGUUCAGGCUUACUGAAAUCUGAUUUGUAUUCGGCCUGUCAUUUUCAGAUUAAAGUACUUCCUAAUACUGUGUGGGGUGCUGCCUUGCCAGCUCACAGAAUUUUGCAUGGGACUUAACAGCACUGUAUCAACUGAUCCUUUAGCAUCUUCAGUGAGGCUAGGCCUAACCCAGAAAUCUCUAUGACUUUAUAGAAGGUUCUAGGCAGUUUGAUAAAAGAGUCUAUCCUCUGGACUUAGAACUUUCUAGAGCAUGCUUGUCAGUGGAGGGCUUGUUUUUAUGACCUUGAUUCAAGUGGCUGGUUGGGUAUUGAAAGAGUAUUUUGUUGAUUGAAAUCAUGUCGAGGUAGUUUGGCUUUUCUGUAGAUAAAUAAAUUUGGGAUGGACUUUUUAAGGGGGAGUUUAUGGCUUGUUGAAGACACUGUUGAAUAGUUUCUUACUAAAUAGAGUGACAAACUUAUCUAUAGCCUUGAAACCUGGAUGAGCCACAUGCGCAAAAAACUCCUGUAGGCUUUCAGUGUAUCAUUUACUUUUUCAGGGGGUUUUAUUGUGCUUAAACCUUUCCAGUGCCCACAGAUCUGAAAAGUUGUCACCAUAAAAUGUUAGCAGCAAAAUGAAAUUUAACUU
Messenger RNA from Mus musculus (house mouse), 3847 nucleotides. It is a transcript of the gene Tlnrd1, whose product is annotated as talin rod domain containing 1. Bases 1121 to 2209 code for a protein of 362 amino acids. The record is from RefSeq and is marked validated. Gene Ontology annotation, molecular function: actin binding; identical protein binding. The transcript has a single exon. NCBI's taxonomy places the organism in Eukaryota, Metazoa, Chordata, Mammalia, Rodentia, Muridae.